AUGGGUGUUCGCCCUUUGAUCCGAAGAGCGCGAAUCGUGUUCCGCCGUGUGUCGACUGAAGAUAGUGACAAUGAGUCCCUGGCACAUAACACGCCCCAUGAUGGUAAAGGUACCCCUCGAAGUCCCGCCAGCUCUGUGGCACUCGAGGAGGUACCGGAUAGGAGUGCCCAGUAUGGUGUUCAAGAUGUUGAGGCAGUGACGAUGACGUGGACGAGGCGUACGCUUAUUGCAGUCUUCAUCAACAUUUGGUUCCUUUAUUUCGUGAAUGCAUUUCAAUCUACCGUUACCGCCACUCUCAACCCUUAUGUGACAAGUUCAUUUAAAGCACACUCGCUGUCUGCGGUUCCCACCGCCCUAGCCGAUGUCUUUGCAGCUGCAACCUACCUACCUGUUGCAAAAAUGAUGGAUGUAUGGGGCCGUGCAGAAGGAUUUCUCUUGAUGGUCAUAUGUGCCACCAUCGGAUUGGUUCUCAUGGCGACCUGUAAUAGCUUCGAGAUCUACUGCGCCGCCAACGUCUUUUACUAUACCGGUUCCUACGGCAUGGAAUACGCAAUCGAUGUUAUGACAGCCGACGUUUCGACUCUGAGAAACCGUGCUUUCGCCUAUGCAUUCACUUCCUCUCCAUACAUCAUCACCGCAUUUGCGGGACCGAAAGUGGCGAAUGAAUUCUACUACCAGAUUUCCUGGCGAUGGGGCUUUGGCUGCUGGGCAAUCGUCGUUCCUAUCGUGGCAGCUCCGCUAUAUAUUGUGCUGAAGUGGAACCUGCGCAAGGCAGAGGAGGAAGGAUACAGAAUCAAGAGGCCAAGUGGUCGCACAGUACUCGAAAGCAUAUGUCAUUGGACUGUCGAGUUUGAUAUCUUCGGAGUCUUCUUGUUCACUGCUGGUCUCGUGUUGUUUGAACUUCCCUUCGACCUCGCUCAUUACGCCCCCGAUCAAUGGGCUUCUGACUAUAUCAUUGCUAUGCUUGUCGUCGGUUUUUCUAUGCUGUUCUUCUUCGCAAUUUGGGAAAGAUGGCUGGCUCCAGUGCCUCUUUUCGAGUGGCGACUUCUUACGAACCGCACAAUUGUCGGUGCAGUCCUUUUGGAUGCCACCUAUCAGCUCUCGUACUAUUGCUGGAAUUACUACUUCACGUCCUGGCUGCAAGUUAACAAUGACCUAUCCAUCACCACUUCCAACUAUAUCGUCAAUAUCUUUGACAUGGUCUCUGGAGUACUAUUAUUAGCCACGGGUUGGCUAAUCCGGAGAGUUGGCCGUUACAAGUGGACUCUGUAUAUUGCCGUUCCACUAUAUAUCUUGGCACAGGGCUUGAUGAUACACUUCCGCCAGCCUAACGUAAAUGUUGGCUACCAAGUGAUGUGCCAAAUCUUCCUUGCCAUCGGUGGUUCAAUCUUCAUUCUUGUCGAGCAGCUUGCUAUCCUAGCGGCUGUCGACCACCAACACGUCGCUACAGCACUAGCCCUGCUAAAUGUGGUUGGCACUAUUGGCGAUAGUGCAGGUCUUACCAUCAGUACCGUCAUCUGGCAAAACACAUAUAUGAAAGCUCUUCUCCGAUAUCUACCGGAAUCAGCCAUGCCGAAUCUGAACGACAUAUACGAGGAUCUCGUCACGCAACUGAGCUAUCCUGUGGGAACCCCGAUUAGACUAGCUAUUCAGAAAGCCUACGCCUACGCUGAACUUCGACUACUCGCUGUCGGAUGUGGUAUUAUAGUUUUGGCAAUUCCCUGGACUUUUUUGAUGAAAGAUAUCAAUUUGAAGAGGAAGCCGCAGGUCAGGGGUACGGUCUUUUAG
This is a messenger RNA of Penicillium vulpinum, 1788 nucleotides long. RefSeq names its product Major facilitator superfamily domain general substrate transporter. Lineage: Eukaryota; Fungi; Ascomycota; Eurotiomycetes; Eurotiales; Aspergillaceae. The transcript is spliced from 4 exons. Gene Ontology annotation, molecular function: transmembrane transporter activity. Gene Ontology annotation, biological process: transmembrane transport. Bases 1 to 1788 code for a protein of 595 amino acids. The record is from RefSeq and is a predicted model, not a curated record.